AUGGCGGAAAACAUCUACACAAAGGGCACCCGGGCCUACUUUGAGGACAAGGAGCUUGCAUGGGUGUCGGCUGAGGUUUCGUCAGUGAGCAGAACUGGUGAUGCGCUCAAGCUCGUUUUUGUCGAUGAGCGAGGCAAAGAAAUUGUAGUCAACACUACUGUGCAAGAUAUUCGCGACGGCAAAGAUGGCCUCCCCCCAUUGCGCAACCCUCCACUACUCGAGACCGCCGAUGAUCUCGCGACUCUUUCCCAUCUAAACGAGCCAUCCGUCCUCCACACCAUCCGCAACCGAUAUGCCCAGCAUAGCAUUUACACGUACAGCGGAAUUGUGCUCAUUGCGGUCAACCCCUUCCAGCGCGUGACUAUGUAUGGCCCCGACAUUAUCCAGGCGUAUAGUGGACGGAGGAGAGGGGAGCUGGAGCCCCAUCUUUUCGCUAUUGCGGAAGACGCUUAUACCGCUAUGAGGCGGGACGGCGAGGGCCAGACCAUCAUCGUUUCCGGAGAGAGUGGAGCGGGAAAGACAGAGUCUGCCAAAUUCAUCAUGCGAUACCUCGCCUCAGUCAAUCCCCCGGACUCUAAUGCCAAGGCCAAAGCCAAGUUCUCUUUGGACGACUCGAGCGAAAUCGAGCGACAAAUUCUCGCGACCAACCCUAUCCUCGAGGCCUUUGGUAACGCGAAGACCACGAGGAAUGACAAUUCUUCUCGGUUCGGAAAGUACAUCCAGAUUUUGUUUGAUGGAAAGCAAGAAAUUGUCGGUGCACGGAUACGAACCUACCUUUUGGAGCGUUCAAGAAUCGUCUUCCAACCGUUGACGGAGCGAAAUUACCACAUAUUCUAUCAACUGUGUGCUGGUGCCCCGUUGAAGGAACGUAAAGAUCUUGGUCUCGAUCCUGAUAUCAACAAAUUCUUCUACUUGAAGCAAGGAGGACCUAGCUCUACGCCUAUCAACGGCGUGGACGAUUCCGAGGAGUUCAGAGCAACACAACAGGCGCUGUCUACCGUCGGGAUCAGUGUUGAGAAGCAAUGGGCCGUCUUCCGUUUGCUUGCGGGUAUGCUUCACCUGGGUAACGUGAAAAUCACACAAACACGGACGGACGCAAUUAUCGACGACGACGAUGCCGCACUUUUACUCGCUACGCGUUUCCUUGGUGUCAAUGUGGCAGAGUUCAAGAAGUGGACUGUCAAGAAACAGAUUACGACGCGUUCAGAGAAGAUCGUAACGGCCCUCAACGCAGGCCAGGCGACAGUGGUCAGGGACAGUGUGGCCAAGUUUGUGUAUGCCUGCAUGUUCGAAUGGCUGGUGGCCAUUGUGAAUGAGAGUUUAGCUGGAGAGAACGGUGAUGCGGCGACCAGGGCAGAGAUGUUCAUUGGCGUGCUUGAUAUUUAUGGCUUUGAGCACUUCCAGAAGAACUCGUUCGAACAGUUUAGCAUCAACUACGCCAACGAAAAGCUUCAGCAAGAAUUCAAUUCCCACGUCUUCAAACUCGAGCAGGAGGAAUACGUCAAGGAGGAGAUCAACUGGACCUUCAUUGACUUCUCUGACAACCAGCCGUGUAUUGAUGUCAUUGAGGGCAAAUUGGGUGUCCUGGCUCUACUUGACGAAGAGUCUCGUCUGCCUUCUGGUAGCGAUGGCUCGUUCCUACAAAAGCUCAACACCCAAUUAUUGAAGCCCGAGUUCAAGGACGUUUACAAGAAGCCCAGGUUCGGUAACUCUGCUUUUACCAUCGCCCAUUAUGCUCUCGACGUCACCUACGAAGUCGAAGGCUUCUUGGAGAAGAACAGAGAUACUGUGCCAGAUGAACACAUGGCUCUAUUGGCAAGCACCAAAAACCCGUUCCUUAAGGAAGUUCUCGAUGCUGCACUUCUUACCACCAAGUCACCUGACAGUCCCAAUCCUGGCUCUUCAGAGUCUGGAAGUGCAGGAGCUGGCUCUCGACGCUCGUCUGUCAUUCCAGAUCCUGGUCGACAGUCGUUUGUCGGUAAUGCAGCGACACCGACAUCAGCUACUGGGGCUAAACGGCCUGGCGCUGUGAAGAAACCCACUCAGGGAUCCAUCUUCAAAGCGUCCCUAAUCACACUCAUGGAUACUCUCAGCGUCACUAAUGUGCACUACAUCCGUUGCAUUAAACCAAAUGAGAAGAAACGGCCUUGGGAGUUCCAACCUCAACAAGUCCUGGGCCAGCUUCGUGCUUGUGGUGUUCUCGAGACAAUUCGAAUCAGCUGUGCCGGCUACCCUACUCGUUGGACAUACGAGGAGUUUGCUGAACGCUAUUAUAUGUUGGUUCCCUCGACUGACUGGCAGCCGCUCAUCAAGUCUAUGGAUCUUCGAAAACUUUGCACGAUCAUCCUCGAAAAGUCCAUUACUGACAAAGACAAGUAUCAGAAUGGGCUGACCAAGAUCUUUUUCCGGGCGGGAAUGUUGGCUUCUCUGGAAGCCUUCCGUUCCGAUCGACUCAACGCUAUGGUUACCGUUGUACAGAAGAACAUGCGUCGGCGUAUGGCAGUCAAGAAGUACCAGCAGCUUCGGAAAGCCACCAUUCAGAUCCAAACAUGGUGGAGAGGGAUUAUGGCCAAGCGCCUUGUUCAGCACAUCAGGCGGGAGGUCUCGGCCAAACGCUUGCAGACUGCCGUUCGUCGCUUCGUUCAGCGCAAAAAGUUUUUGGAUAUCAGCCAUUCCAUCCGACGCUUCCAAAGCCGUGUGCGCGGUAUCCAGGCUCGUGCACAGUUUGUUCAAGAUCGCAAAACGCAAGGCGCCGUCCUCUUGCAGAGUCUUUUCAGAGGCCUGUUAUGCCGCCGCCAUCAUCGUGCCGAUGUUCGUCACGUGGUAUAUCUGCAGUCUUGUAUCCGCCGGCGUUACGCCCGCAAGAAACUACGCGAAUUACGUGCCGAGGCGCGCUCGGUCAACACAUACAAAGAGGCAUCCUACAGGCUUGAGAAUAAGGUCGUCGAGCUUACGCAAACUCUUCAAGCUCGGACAGAAGAGCGGAAACAACUUCAAGUCCGGGUGUCAGAGCUCGAGCAACAGCUCCAGCAAUGGAUCAAUCGUCACGAAGAGCUGGAUGCACGGACCAAACAAUCUCAGGCAUCUCUUCGUACAGCAGAAGCGGAACUGUCUCGUCGCGAUGAAUUAUUGCAAACCAAAGCGGAGGUAGAAAAGCGUCUGGAAGAGGCGCUUUCGAAGGCGAUCGAGAAGGAGGAGAUCAUUCAGAAGCUUACGGACGAUGUUUCCCGACAAGCUGCUCAAUUGGAGCAGCAGCAGAAGGCUAUUGACACUGCUCCUUCUCGCAACCAUGAAGAUAGUUCAGUGAUUAUGACUCUCAAGAACGAAGUCAGCAGUCUGCGGGAGCAACUUAACCGCUCGAAUGCUCUUAAUGCUCUGACUCGUGGUUCUCGUGCCGACCCACCACUGUCCCCCACUUUUGCGCCAGCUUUGCGCGCGUUGGAGCAGCAGCAGCAGCAACAGCAACAACAAAACGGUACUGUUCCCAUUGGUCAGGGAGCCGCUGGUCAAAGGCACCAGCGACGACACAGCUCAGCAGGUGUCUUCAACAUCGCACCAUCAGAUCAUCGGACAUCGACAGACGAAAUUAUGUUCAGCGUCAAGAAGACCCAAGCACUCAACCCGCGGGCGGUGUCGGUUGCCUACAACGGCGAAGACAACUACCUUCGCAUGCGCUCAAAUGGCUUGCCCGACAUUCGCGACUUCGAUGACCCUGCCGAAGAGAAAAUCCGACUCAUGCAGGACGUUAAACGGCUUGAUGAGGAUAUCUUGGAUGGUCUUGUCCGCGGCCUGAAGAUCCCCGCCCCCAGCCUCACCAACCCGUCCGCCGUCAAGGAGAUCCUCUUCCCCGCAAACCUCAUCAGUCUCGUCACAAACGAAAUGUGGAAAUAUGGGCUCAUACCGGAGAGCGAGCGGUUCUUGGCAAACGUCAUGCAGACAAUCCAAGGGCAUGUUAUGUCUUUCACGGGUGAAGAGGCCAUCGUCCCCGGCAUAUUCUGGCUUUCCAACGUUCACGAGAUGCUGUCAUUUAUCUGCGUCGCCGAGAGCGAUAUGCUGCAAGGCAUUGGUCCAGGUGAAGAAAACGCUGUCCGCUCGUUUGACUGGAAUGACUACGAGCGACUUGUCUCUGUGGUCAAGCACGACCUGGACAGUUUAGAGUACAACAUCUACCACACCUGGAUGCUGGAGACGAAGAAGAAGCUGUCCAAGAUGGUCAUUCCGGCGCUUAUUGAAAGCCAGUCACUUCCUGGGUUUACGACGAGCGAUGGCGGCGGGCGGUUGUUCAACCGACUGCUGAAUGCCAACAGCACACCUGCUUACUCGAUGGACGACAUCCUCAAUUUGCUGAACAAGGUGUGGAAGAGCUUGAAGAGCUACUACAUGGAGGAAUCGGUUGUGCAGCAGGUCGUCACGGAGCUGCUCAAGCUUAUUGGAGUCACGAGUUUCAACGAUCUUCUCAUGCGACGCAACUUCUCUUCGUGGAAACGAGGCAAGAACGCAAUGCAAAUACAAUACAACAUUACUCGUAUUGAGGAGUGGUGCAAAUCACACGACAUGCCUGAGGGUACAUUGCAAUUGGAGCACUUGAUGCAGGCCACCAAGCUCCUCCAACUGAAGAAGGCGACUGCGGCUGACAUCGAAAUAAUUUACGACGUCUGCUGGAUGUUGAGUCCGAUGCAGAUCCAACGAAUGUGCACGAACUACUAUGUCGCUGACUAUGAGAACCCGAUAUCGCCUGAAAUCCUGAAGGUAGUAGCCUCGCGGGUACAGGCUAAUGACCGAAACGACCAUCUGCUGCUUCCACUUGAGACAGAGGAAGUUGGCCCUUACGAACUGCCACUGCCGCGAGAGGUGUCUGGCCUGGAGACUUACGUGCCAGCGUAUCUGAAUGUGUCACACCUGCGGCGGCUUGCUGCCCUCGUUUCUUAUACGUAG
Molecule: messenger RNA, 4935 nt
Organism: Mycena indigotica
Lineage: Eukaryota; Fungi; Basidiomycota; Agaricomycetes; Agaricales; Mycenaceae
Product: Myosin 5
Exons: 15
Coding region: 1-4935 (1644 amino acids)
Biological process (GO): actin filament organization; vesicle transport along actin filament
Cellular component (GO): vesicle; actin cytoskeleton; cytoplasm
Molecular function (GO): actin filament binding; microfilament motor activity; ATP binding
Source: RefSeq, a predicted model, not a curated record